GCCGGCGAUAAGCUGGUAGCGGCUGCUAGGAAGGGUGAUGUCGCAGAGGUGGCUGCUCUGCUCGAGUGGAACCCCUGCCUCGCGAGGUACUGCACCUUCGCCGCUCAGAACUCACCUUUACAUUACGCCGCCGCAAAGGGGCACGUUGAGAUAGUCACGCUUUUACUGGAGAAGGGCGCUGACGUGAACUCCCGCAACUACUCCGGGCUGACACCAUUGAUGCAAGCAUGUCGGUAUGGCCAUUGGGAGAUCGUGCAGGUCCUGCUUCUGUUCAGAUGCAACGUUUCGAGGGCUGCGUACUUUAACGGUCAGACGGCGUUGCACUUCGCCGCUGCAGGCGGCUAUGUGCGGUGCAUCAGGCUACUAGUUGCAGACUUUGUUCCGAGCGCUCCAUUCUCAAUGACAGAUGAAGGGUUGAAGAACAUCAAGAGCACUGAAUGUUCUUCUGCAGUUGAAUUUAAUCAAUUAGCUCUAUCGAGGUUGGUCAACAAGGUGGCUGAUGGAGGUUUGACGGCGCUACAUGUGGCGGCAGUAAGAGGGCAUUUUGAUUGCGUUCAGCUGUUGCUUGACUUUAAAGCAAAUGUAUCCGCAACAACCUUUAAUUAUUAUUCAUCCUUUAGAGCCAUAGGAGCUGGUAGCACUCCUCUUCAUUAUGCGUCUUUCGGCGGAAAUUUUAAGUGUUGCCAGGUCCUCCUUGCUAGAGGAGCUUGCCGAUUGACUCUGAAUUCUAAUGGAUGGCUUCCUGUUGAUGUGGCUAGGAUUUGGGGACGACAACACCUUGUGCCACUGCUGUCACCCAAUUCUGAAUUGAAAUUGCCGUUGUUUACUCCAUCAAGCUACUUAUCUCUGCCUCUUAUGAGCAUUCUUAACAUAGCAAG
Molecule: messenger RNA, 878 nt
Organism: Phalaenopsis equestris
Lineage: Eukaryota; Viridiplantae; Streptophyta; Magnoliopsida; Asparagales; Orchidaceae
Product: probable E3 ubiquitin-protein ligase XBOS33
Molecular function (GO): protein binding
Source: RefSeq, a predicted model, not a curated record